UCUCCUGUUAGUAGUGUACACAUACGGUGCAAAGAGACAGCGUUAAGUUGAGAUUGUGUCAAAAUUGUUCGCGAUGCCGAAAGAUAUUGCAGCUUAUUUGGACGAUCAGCAAAAAAAUAGUUCUGGACAGAUAACACAUAAAUGGACCGAACUAGAGGAACUUUACAACAAGAAAUUAUGGCAUCAACUCACUUUGAAGCUGCAGGACUUUGUAAAAGACCCUAUAUUUAGCACUGGAGAUGGUUUAAUCAAAUUAUAUGAAAACUUUAUAUCAGAUUUUGAGCAUAGGAUCAAUUCUCUGGCUUUGGUUGAGCUCGUAAUCCAGGUGGUAAAACAGAUAAGUGAUGCAAACCAAGCUGUUGAAUUCCUUGAGAAGAUUAAAGAAAAGAUUAAAAGUAAUGAAGAAGCAAAAAUCUUAGUGCUAACCACCAUUGCCACUUUAAAAUUAAAAAGUGAUAAACUUGAAGAUACAAAGAAAAUCAUAGAAGAAGCUCGAGAACUGCUAGAAGGAUUAGAUGGAGUUACCUCAGUCCAUGGACGUUUCUAUAACUUAUCAAGCUCUUAUUUGCACAUGAUUCACAGCCAUGCGCCAUAUUACAAAGAUGCUUUACGCUUUUUGGGCUGCAUUGACAUGGAAGAUAUUCCUGUUGAUGAAAAGCAACAAAGGGCAUACCAGCUGGGUAUUUCUGCCCUCCUUGGAGAUGGUGUUUAUAAUUUUGGAGAAUUGUUGGCUCACCCCAUUGUAAACAGCCUCACUGGUACCAAUAGAGAAUGGCUAGUACAACUGUUAUACGCUUUUAAUAGUGGCAACCUUGCUAAAUUUGAUAGCCUAAAGACACAUUGGGCUGCAGUGCCAGAACUUGUGGCGGAAGAAGUUGCUCUUAAACAAAAGAUCCGUCUGCUUUGUCUCAUGGAGAUGACUUUCAGCAGACCAGCAACUAGUCGUCAACUCUCUUUUGCUGACAUUGCCAGAGAAGCUGAUAUACCUUUAUAUGAAGUUGAACCUCUUGUGAUGAAGGCCCUGAGUUUGGGGUUAGUUUGUGGGCAUAUAGAUCAAGUGGAUGAAAAAGUUUACAUGACCUGGGUGCAACCAAGGGUGUUGGAUUUGACUCAGGUAAAUAUCAGCCUCCUAAGAGAUAUUUUUAUUUCUCUUUAAAUCUUAUUUAUUUAGUUUUACUGUUUAAUUGAACCCCAGGUAUUGUAGUUCUGCAAAGUUGUAAGUAAAUGAAAUGAUCUUAAAUAAAAGGGUAAAUACUCACUUUGGUCAAGAAUGGCCAUGGGAUUGCACCUAAGAAGUUCACCUCUGAGGCACAAGUCCAGGCGAGGUUAUUUGUGGAAGCUCAGCAGUUGUCCAUGGGAUUGCACCUAAGAAGUUCACCUCUGAGGCACAAGUCCAGGCAAGGUUAUUUGUGGAAGCUCAGCAGUUGUCCAUGCAUACCAGUUUCCUCUUUCCAUGCCACUGAUGUUAUCCAAGAAGGCCAAUAGAGCUUGGCAUCAGUGAUGUCGCAACUCAUUUCUACAGCUGAGUGAACUGAAUCAACAUGAAAUAAAGUGUCUUGCUCAAGAACAACACACAGCCCUGUCCAGGAAUCAAACUCACAACCUCAUGAUUGUAAGCCUGAUGCUCUAACCACUGAGCCAUGCACCUUCACAUCCUAGUACAUUACUAUUAACUAUUUAGUCAAUCACAAAUGAUAUGAGACAAUGAAGACUUAGUAUGAUUUUCUACUCUCUUCAUUUGUCUCGGUUCUGCUGGAUCUUUGCUUAGUACACAUCACAACACCUAUUUUCAAAACUCUUGAAUUAUUUGAUCGAUAGCUCAAAACCUUAACUUCACAAUCUUUUGUCAGGUCAUUGGCAGCCAAACCUGAACCGUUCCCAGCAUAGAUGAGUUAACAGAGACUAACAUAGGACAGUUGAAUCCAGCAUCGGGUUAACCAUUAUCUACUAAUUGUGCAGAGACAGAAAUUCUAACUCAAAAUCCAGUAUGUUUUUAUCAGAAUUUUGGUGGUUACUGAUGGUUGUUGCCUCUGCAGCUGCCUGUGACAACCUGGAGUAAAUUCAGUCACUACAAUGUAUCCUAUGGUUGGGCUGAUUCUUUCGAUUUGCCAACUUCCUGCUAAUUAUGUCCCAUGUUCAUAUAAUUAAUUAAUCAUUGUUGAUGAGAGACUUUGCUUCUUUUAGGAUUUUCGAGUGAGAUCGUUGCCAGUGCCCCUGGACUGGCUCUUGUGCGGGUGGCACAUAAAAUACACCAUUUUGAGCGUGGCCGUUGCCAGUACUGCCUGACUGGCCUUCGUGCGGGUGACACGUAAAAGCACCCACUACACUCUCUGAGUGGUUGGCGUUAGGAAGGGCAUCCAGCUGUAGAAACUCUGCCAAAUCAGAUUGGAGCCUGGUGUAGCCAUCUGGUUUCACCAGUCCUCAAUCAAAUCGUCCAACCCAUGCUAGCAUGGAAAGCGGACGUUAAACGACGACAAUGAUGAUGAUGUAGAGAUACUUCUGUUGU
Messenger RNA from Octopus bimaculoides (California two-spot octopus), 2506 nucleotides. RefSeq names its product 26S proteasome non-ATPase regulatory subunit 13. Gene Ontology annotation, biological process: ubiquitin-dependent protein catabolic process. NCBI's taxonomy places the organism in Eukaryota, Metazoa, Mollusca, Cephalopoda, Octopoda, Octopodidae. Gene Ontology annotation, cellular component: nucleus; cytosol; proteasome regulatory particle, lid subcomplex. Gene Ontology annotation, molecular function: structural molecule activity. The record is from RefSeq and is a predicted model, not a curated record.